Acanthaster planci (crown-of-thorns starfish) is the source of this 9070-nucleotide messenger RNA. RefSeq names its product ankyrin repeat and sterile alpha motif domain containing 6 (gene anks6). Gene Ontology annotation, molecular function: protein binding. NCBI's taxonomy places the organism in Eukaryota, Metazoa, Echinodermata, Asteroidea, Valvatida, Acanthasteridae. The record is from RefSeq and is a predicted model, not a curated record.
UGUACAUGUACCUGAAAGCAAAGGGGAUUGCAAAUGGGUCAGUUUGUACAUGUACCUGAAAGCAAAGGGGAUUGCCAAUGGGUCAGUUUGUACAUGUUCCUGAAAGCAAAGGGGAUGGCAAAUGGGUCAGUUUGUACAUGUACCUGAAAGCAAAGGGGAUUGCCAAUGGAUCAGUUUGUACAUGUACCUGAAAGCAAAGGGGAUGGCAAAUGGGUCAGUUUGGACAUGUACCUGAAAGCAAAGGGGACGGCCAAUGGGUCAGUUGGUACAUGUACCUGAAAGCAAAGGGGAUUGUCAAUGGGUCGGUUUGUACAUGUACCUGAAAGCAAAGGGGAUGGCCAAUGGGUCAGUUUGGACAUGUACCUGAAAGCAAAGGGGAUUGCAAACGGGUCAGUUUGUACAUGUACCUGAAAGCAAAGGGGAUUGCAAACGGGUCAGUUUGUACAUGUACCUGAAAGCAAAGGGGAUUGCUAACGGGUCAGUUUGUAGAAGUACCUGAAAGCAAAGGGGAUUGCAUGUGGUAAAUUAUUACAUGUACAGAUUCACUGUUACUCAGACUAAGGGCUCCAAAUGAGGACCUGUUAAAUUGUGAGUUCAUAACCGCAAUACAAAAGGCAGAAAACUUCAAAUGAUAUUAUGGUGUUGGUUUAGAGCAUUGAUGGUCAGUCUUUGAUUAGCGUGGCCUCACUUACCGGGAAGACUGUCCUAUGUGUGUAGUUGAGAACAACAUACAAGUACAUGGCAUGUGCAGUAUGGCAUAUUGCACAGUUCUCCCCAAGCAAGCCACUUUGCUAUGAGGUUGCUUCUUGACAGUCAGGAGUAGACUUUAUCAAGGCAGGUGUGGUUAUAAAGAAUCAAGAGCUCUUAAGGCACACUAAUGACAUGUUACAAAACUCCGGAGGAAAUUAACACCUCCCUAAAUUGAAAAGAAAAUAUGUUGCACAAAAAUCACUGUUUUGAUUUUAGAAUGUGCAUUUCCUACUUGGAACAGUUAGGUCACAGUGGGACCCAUUUCCAAACCCUUUAUCUGUCUUAUGUCAUCAAAUUGUUUAUUUCUAUGAUACUUUUUCUGUCAGUACUAAUGUGUUUGAACAGACUUGUCAAAUAUGGCUUAGUUUCUCUUGUGCCUCUUUCCUCGCUUGUGGGGACGUGCUGAACACAUGUGAGCUAUUCCUGUAUGGAAUCACGUAUGGUCUUCGCAUCGUGUGCGCCAAAUGCUUCAAUGAGACCAAUUGUAAAACUUCCUGCUAGGCUGUCUCGUCUUUGCCGUUGAGGGUGCACUUCAACUUGGAGCGGAUAAUGCAUUUUGUUUAUGGCAUGGUUUGUAGUGUACUUUGUAUUAGAGAUCAUAAAUGUACUCAGAUCGACACAGUAUUUUCGUAGUGUUAUUUAAAAUUUUGUAUUUCAAAAAAGCAUUAUGGAGAGGUUCUUUCUUCUAUUUAUCAGUAUAGAUCAAUCAGUUAUUAUUUAGAGAUAUAUAUAAGAUAUUUAGUUUUUGCUCACUUAACGUAAGUUGGCUUGGAAACUUGGAACCAGUUCUCGAACUCAGAACAAUCGUCCUUUCUCUGGAUGUUACUUUUGGUCAUGAUAACACUUUUUAGUGGGCUCUGAGUCAGGAGAGCUGCGUGUCUGACUUUAAUUAUUUGUCUCAGUCCUUUUGUUGAAGAACAUUACAUUUAAUUGCAUGUUUGGUGUAUUUUCCAUAUUUCAUUUGCUCUUCCUAAAUACCAGAGUAACAACAAACAUUGCCUUUGAGCUUGACAUUUUUUUCAAAACUACUCUCAUUAUUAAAUGUAUAUAUUUUAAUUUCAAAAGCAGUACUAAGAGUAUAUUUUCACAAUGUGUUGCCUAUGUAAGUAUUGGAUUUUUUCCAAAAAGUACUCCUGUGAGUUUUCUUUUCAGAUGAAAUGUUAUCGUUUUUUUUCUUACGGUCUAAGAUUUGCUUUUCAGAAAUGGUCCAAGAUAAUGGUUGUAAAUGUUACUUCAACAGAGGGCAUGGUUUCAAUUCAACCAUUUUGUUAAAAUUCCUUUUUCAAUAAAACCAGUAAAAAGAAACCUCAAUUGUUUUAGGUGUUCCAAGCCCUCAACAAAAUUAGACAAAUAAUAAGGCUUUGCUUCUGCUUUUUUUUCUGAUGUAAAGAAGUGUGUAUUGUUCUAGGUUCCACACCACCUACUGAAAAACGACAUUUCACACUCCAGCGUGGAGAACCUUCCUAGCUUGUUCAUUGUGGAUUAACAGUUUCCCAACUCUCAAACAGCGUGUCCAAAUUAGCCAAUAGAAACACAGAGUAGUUGCUCAUUUUCCAGUAAUGAGAGCAACAGUAUUGCCUUGGUAUAUGCAUUGCAUAUUACAAGCAGAAUCUUGCGCAAUAUGUCUUGUUAGGCUUUUUUUCAUGAGAAUUAUAAUAAAUAGCACAAAAUUGUGGGGACUAAAAUACUCUGUUCUCAAUACUGCAGAACAGAUAAUCUAUUGACAUACGACAUGCUUGUGGAUUUUUUUAAUCGUUGUAGUUUCCUUAUCUUUAAAAAAGAAAUAUAUUUUUCUAGUAUAUAAAAUUUAUAUGAAAUGGAAGAUAAAAUUAUGUAGAUUAUUGAUGGAGUUAAACUUUGAUGCAUUUGGUGGAACUGUCUUUGAGACCAGGUUAUAAUACUGAACAGUGGUCUGUAUAUUUAGGGAAUUUGUUUACUAUACCCAACUGCAAAUUUAAAAACACAUAGUAUCAUUAAAAGGAUUGUGAAAUUUAAAGUAUGCAGAUAUAUUGUGAAUUUAGUAAACGGCACAUCAACGACACCGACUGUGUUCUGCAUUUAAUGCAGCAGCAUUACUUGACAGAGUCAGUUUGGGGUGUCUGAUUUCAUAAAUGAAUUUUUGCAACUCAGAAAAAAAAUUACAGUGUGUAAGCAAAGUACUAUAUUGAGAUGUGAGAAUAAAAGAGUUUUGAACUAGAGUAACAAAAUUACAAACAAAUAACUUUAUAUUUUAAACAAUAUUUCACCUUAUAUAUCGUAUGUUUCCUGAUUGGUGUUUGUGUGUAACAGUGAUAUAUUUCCCAAUUCUUAGAAAUCUUACAAUUUACCAAGAUUUGCCUAGAAAUGAUUAUAAUACACAUGUUCUGUCUGAUAUGCAGGAGGCGUUUGUAAAUAGCAUGGUGAGAUUAAAAAAAAUUGAAAAAAACCUGUGGGAACUCUUUGUGCCUUCUUGAAGUAAAGAUUCAAGACGCAUUCAAUUUCGUGUUAUCCUGCACGGUAUCGGAAUAACAGAGCAUCCCCGAAGUCCUGGCCUUGUAGCUUGCAUACACAUGUACUAUUGUUCAAGAUUGCACUUGUUAUAUUAAGUUAUUCUUUUAUUUUUUUUGGUCAUUUCAGUGGACUUCCACACAGUAUUUUUUAUGUGGCUGUAAUAAACUACAAAAAAUCUUUUGAAACUGCAAGGGCCAAGAAAAAUCAGAGUUAUUAGGAAAACUGUGUUAAUCACCCCCCCAAAAAACAAAGGGCAAAGCAACAAAACUUUUAUAGUCAUUGUUAUACGUGGAUAGGAGUACAGCUUAUAUUGACAUCAAUGCCACAAUCCAACAUCUGUUUUGAACGCAUCGACUGGUACGAAUUAAAACAAGAACUAUCGCCUCAGAUGAACUGUAAAAAAUAAACGGUGACAGAUCGCUAUCUACUUUCCCGCACUAUGAGUAUGAUGUUGUUUCCACACCGUAGUCUACAUUUUUGGCGAUAUUUACAAAAAUGUACUGUCACCCGUAUCAGUGUACAUGUACAUCGCAAAUGCCACAACAGGUGGUUGGGUCAGGAAGUUGUUAAAUCCUUGACCGUGUCCAGCAUUUAGACGCCUACAGUUUACAGACGAAACUUUUUGGAGCCUCGCAAGGAUGAUCAUUCAGUGCUUCGAACCAUUCCAUACAUUCGCCGUCACCGCUCGGUUCUCCAUCCUGAAAGUGUAGUCUACCUAUGGCUACGUACGAACCAUCAGCCCAUUGAAAAGUGGUGUUUCGGUUAUGGUCUUUCAACAAGCCAAUCCACACACCAUGAGCCCGACGUGACUGGCUUACGAACUGCUCCUCGUUGGGGUUGCCUACUGACGCCAGGUGGGCCAUUUUCCCUGGAUGAGACAGCAUUUGACAGAAGCGUUCAGCAUCCAUCCAAGACAUUGCCUCGGCAAACCACCGGUAGCAGUGCCCACCGACAACACUCCAGUUUGGCGGGCAAUAAGGUAUGCUGCAGGUACUCAGAGCAGGGGUCCCGCCCAGGAACGCCCAAAGAGACAUCAUCAUGAGGAGACCGAGGAAUCUGUCCACAGCCUCAUUGUCAAUGAGGCGAUGGUGGAUUCGUUAGAUCGACAGCGGCAGUUGUGUGCAGCAUGUGAGCAUGGAGAUCUGGCCUUCGUCCAAGCCUUGCUUGACCAGGAUGCCAGUGGGUGUGUGGAUGCUGAUGGAGGUGAGGGACUCACCCCAUUGCAGAUCGCUGCAGGGAAUGGCCAUGAAGACAUCGUGCGGUUGCUGCUCAUGCGGGGUGCUUCAUUGGACAGGCAGAACCUGUAUGGAUGGACAGCUCUCAUGCAAGCCGCAAGCCAUGGCCACGCCAGCAUUGUGGCACUACUGCUUCAGAACAAAGCCGACCCCAACAUUAAAAACAAGUUUGGGGCGACCGCGCUGACAGCUGCAGCUCACUACGGACACAUCUCCACCACAAGGGUUUUACUGGGGCUCGGCUACCUCGAUCUGAAUGAAAGAGAAGGGGCCAAUGUGGGCCAGGCCUUCACGCCGCUCAUGGUCUCAGCGCUGAGUGGGCGGGACCCAGUUCUGAAAAUGCUGCUGGACAGGGGGGCGGAUCAGUUCCAGGUGCACCGUCAAACGGGAUGGACACCUUUGAUGAUGGCUGCAUUGUGCGGCCACACCAGCAUUGCCCAGAUUCUGGUGGAGACCAGAGGAUGUGACCCUGAUGUCACCAACAUCUUGAGCAAAACUGCCCUGGAGAUUGCAAUGGUAGAAAAUAAUAGAGAGGUCCGUGAUUAUCUGGAUCGCAGAACAACAAACAGACCAAGAAUAUUAACAGAAAAUAGCAAGCCAAAGGUAAUUGAAGCUACAGAAGCAGGCGACAUUAAACUGGUCCAGCAUAUUCUUGAUGCGGACCUCAAACAGUGCAAUAAACUGUCCCCAGAAGGCGCUACACCCCUGAUGAUAGCUGCCAUGAUGGGUCGAGGGGACAUUGCAGAGUUACUGGUGCAGCGCGGUGCCGAUAUCAACAUGCAGGAUUCUAAGAGUGGAUGGACGGCACUCAUGCAGGCCACAUUUCAUAGGAGGAAGGACUUGGUGAAGUAUUUGGUGGAUGCUGGAGCUGAUGUCAACAUUCAGGCCAAGGAUGGCUGCAAAGCUCUUGACCUGGCACUGGUCAUAGUCAUGAAUGAGAAUGAAAAAUCCGACAAUGAACUGAUAUCCCUCCUGGCUGCAGUCACCAUGCCAACCAAGAACAAUAGAGUAGCCAAAGGUCAGAGUGUAGGGUCAUCGACCUGGUCCACAAAGACCAGUAUGAGUCAACUGAGUGAGGACUCGCCAAGAAACGGCUUGAAGGCCUGGUGGUCACGCAUGUCCAACCGUUUCCGUAACCUGAAACUCUCGCGCACCUUGAGGGCUGGCCUCUCAUCGACCCCCCUUACACCGUUUGAAGACCAGAACAGUCUCUCACCAAAUGCCACACUGAAGGUAUCCCAGGAUGCAGUAGUCCAGAUGCAUGAAGAUGAUGGGCAAAGUUGCAGGAAGAAUAAUAGGGAGCAGACUUCAGAGUUGAACCAAUCCCGCAACAGUGUUGGGCGAGAUAGUGGUCUCGAUGUCAGCAUGCAGUCUACACAAUCUGUGUCUAUGAUGUUGCCAUCCAUCCAGCAGCCUAGCGACAAGCUUCUCCCUGUCGUUCCUCCUUUCUUGCCCCCUCCCAGCUUUGAGCUACAUGCAGCUGAUCGGUCUAGACGUUCCCAUCACACUUCCAAAGCCUCAUUGACAAAGCUGGCCAAUGGACAGGGUGUAGGAAGCAGCAGACCACAUGGCCGACCACCCACCAAACUCAUGUUCUCUCGUCGGUCAGCAAGCACCAGCGGUAUCAGCCCUUCAAAUUCAGCCCACAUGAGUACCACAGCUAGUCCCAACUCAUCUGCUGAGGCUGGUGUGCUUAGCCGGGGAUUCAUGAAUGCUAGGAGGACAAGUUUAAACCUCCACGAGGUGGCUGGAACUUCUAAACUUAGUUCAGUUGCGGAGCCUUUGUUUACUCCAGUGUCUUCUCUUCCAACAAGACAGCCGUCCUCUAAUCAAGAGCCAUCCACCAAGCAAUCAACCAGUGCACAACAUGCAAGGUUGCCCCCUCUUCCCAUCACUCCUCCAAAUGCAAAUCCAGCCAGUGCAAGCUCCGCAUCCUCUACCAUAUCCGGCCCGCUGACCCAGUCCAAGCCCCGCCCAGUCAGUGGGAUGUCACGCAGCACCUCCCCUACCCUGACCCCCUCCCCGUCGCCAACCCCUAAGGGGAUGGCAGGGAAUGUGCAGGCGGGUUCGCAUCCCAGAGAUGGCCAGGGGGUAGGCAGGAGCUCUUCCCCACUCCAGAAGAAGACUAGCUCCAGCAGCGGCAUCAGUGAGGAUGAUGAGUUGUCAGCCCUGCUCAGGAAAUUGUCUCUGGAAAAGUAUGCACCGAUAUUUGAAGAACAGGAGGUUGACAUGGAAGCCUUCCUGAGUCUGAACGAGUCUGACCUGAAGGAGAUGGGCAUAGCCAACACGGAACCUCUUCAGCAGAUACUGGGAGCCAUCACUGAGCUGAACGACAGCAAAGAUAUCAGGAAGUAUCCCCUGACUGAUAGAAAUGUGGAGGCAGUGUCUUCUACUAAAAAUCCCAUGGUGUCAGUGGCAAUUAAAAGUACAGGUAACCAUUUUUUUUUUAAAAUAAAAAAUGACCGUUCUGGAAAUUGUUAUCAACCAAUUUGCUUGGAAUCUUUGGCAAAAUCUGGAGGUGUUGGCAGUCUGGAUUCCUGAAGAGUUGAUUAGCACCUUUCCCUUUCGUUUUCCUCUUGGGCCAGUGUCAUAGACCUGCCAAGCACCCAUACCAGGUGUAUUAAGUGUGAAAAUGUCCUGCCUAGCAAAAGCACAGACACCACCUCAAAUUUGAUGUACUUCCAUUUGCUUCUGACUGAUGCCUUGCUUACUGGUACUUCACUCUCGGGCUACUUUGGCUUAGUAGUUUUUUGACAAGCUUCAAGUUGAAUGUAUGAUUGCCUGCUUUGACUAUUCCAUGUUCCAAAAGUAAUAGGGUUAAGAAUAGUAUGUUCUUGCACAUCGACGCUGGGACUCGAGUGUGCUUGAGUCUCGAGUAAUUUUGAUUUUUUACACAUAUAUGGACAACAGUGCUUUCUAAAGUGUUGGUUUUAAGUCUUCCAAGAUAGCAAGAAUUACGAACUCCCACAUCGUACUGAAAAUUGAUCCCUCAUUUGACUAAUUUGAUAGACAUCAAAUACAGCAGCCUUGAGGGGAUAGUAUUCAUGUCAUGAUUUGUGGUUUCAGUGUUAACAAAUAUCCCCUUGAGGGUGAGUUUUUAUUACAAAUAUUAGUAUAAACAUGGAUAUUAUGCAUUCUAUUUUAAGUGUUUUGAUGAAUAAAGUUUUCUUCCAUUACAAGUGUGAGAUACCAUAGUAUGUACGGUCACAAAAACCAGUGCUGCAAACAUGUAUGAUGGUGUUGAUGUUUUAUUAUUAGAAGCAUCUUUGCAGCCAUACAGGUUGAAAUGUAGAUGAUCUUUGUUACUUUGUAUGGAUACAUAUAUUUCUGCUCAAUAAAUGCUCCAUACAUAAUUUCCUAUAACUCUACUUGUAGCUAAAUUUAUAUAUAUAUUCAGUACAUUUUAUAAAGUUUGUAUGUUUAGCAAAUUUGUAGUUAGUAUAGCUUUUUUAUGCAUUUUUCUUGUAUUGUAAAUGAUUCUUGUGAAGUACUUCAGCAGUCUAAAGUAACUAUUUAUUUUUCAAUGACUUGACUACCUCGACUAGCAGAAAAAAAACAAACCUGCUAUUUUGUAAGCAGUUUUACAACUUAAAGGUGAAACAUGUCUCUCUUCCCCACCGAAAUUCCUAUCAGACAAGCCAAAUUGAUUGUAAAUUUAGUGACAUGACAUUAUUACUGGCUGGUAUAAACACCUUGGCCAUUUGUGCCUGUGUGUGUAGGUUGAUAGAGAGGCUGCACUGGCAUGUCAUAUUACCCUGCAUAUAUUUGACUUGAGUUUGGGUAUGAAUGAAGUCUCAGUGCUGCUUUGUCAUUGCGAGGUUAUAUGUAUGCGUGGACUUCUUUCCCAAAGGUGAUCCUUUGACUUUUUUUCCUGCAGCAGUUCAGCCAAAGCAGAACACAGUGAGCGUCGUUGAGACUCUUGGUGGUAGCAAACAUACCGUUCCUUUUUUGCUAGUUCUGAGCAUGUGUGCAUAGUUUUGAGCAGACGCAAGAUUGUGGAAAAGGACUGGUCUGUCUGCUGCUGCCAAUAUCUCUCAGUCUCCCACUCCGGGAAUCUUGUAUUGCAGAUAAAUUUUGCAGUUACCGCCAAUGAAAUGCAUUAAUGGCACACACAUGUAGAUCCUGUAAUCAAGUCCAUGUAACUGCCAUACACUCAGCUUAAAAGAAAGGCAGUCGCCAGAGCACGGCACAUGCCUCUAUCCAAUUGCAUAAUUGAUGUAGGGAUGAAUGUUGCUGUUCAAAGCUUUCCAACGUAUGCAUGCAUAUUUCAGGUACCAAUUGCCUGUGCCUUAUGAAUGCAAUUCUUAUGGUACUCAAAUAUUUCAGUGUUCAACUUUUAUUGACCGUUUUUGUUGAAACUAUGAACAAGGUUGCUAUUAAAAUGAAACAGCAUUGUCUAAACAUUUUAAAUUAAUUACAGUCCAGUUUAUACUGUGGAGGACCAUUUUCCCCUAAACUAUAGCCCGAUGUCUUUGUUUGCAGUAUUAACACGGUACGUAAACUCUCCCUGGAACAAGUAUUCAUUUGUUGCCAAACUCUUAAGCCUAACUAUAUUUAUUCUUCCAUGAAAUGAGCAAUAAAAUUACUAUUUUAAA